CGAGACUCCAUCUCAAAAACAAAACAAAUAAACGAACAAAAAAACCCACAACGUAUUAUUUUCUUGUUUACGAGGUUUCUUGUCUCUCUGGCUCCACCAGAAGAGGAGCAGGGACCCUUCUUGCUGUUGUUCAUUGCUGCAUCCCCCACACCGAGAGCAGAGCCUGGCAUGGGCAGAAAGUCCUCAGUCGAUAUUUGGUGGCCCCAAGCGAAUGAAGCAUCCAAGAAGGGAAAGCUGGGGGCUCCCCACUGCACUUGCCACCUGAGUCACAUUUUCAGAAGCCUCUGGAAAGUCGUGCACAGCCCAGGAGUGUUGAGCAAUUUCGGUUUCCUCUGAGGUUGAAGGACCCAGGCGUGUCAGCCCUGCUCCAGACACCUUGGGCAUGGAGGAGAGUGUCGUACGGCCCUCAGUGUUUGUGGUGGAUGGACAGACCGACAUCCCAUUCACGAGGCUGGGACGAAGCCACCGGAGACAGUCGUGCAGUGUGGCCCGGGUGGGUCUGGGUCUCUUGCUGUUGCUGAUGGGGGCCGGGCUGGCCGUCCAAGGCUGGUUCCUCCUGCAGCUGCACUGGCGUCUAGGAGAGAUGGUCACCCGCCUGCCUGACGGACCUGCAGGCUCCUGGGAGCAGCUGAUACAAGAGCGAAGGUCUCACGAGGUCAACCCAGCAGCGCAUCUCACAGGGGCCAACUCCAGCUUGACCGGCAGCGGGGGGCCGCUGUUAUGGGAGACUCAGCUGGGCCUGGCCUUCCUGAGGGGCCUCAGCUACCACGAUGGGGCCCUUGUGGUCACCAAAGCUGGCUACUACUACAUCUACUCCAAGGUGCAGCUGGGCGGUGUGGGCUGCCCGCUGGGCCUGGCCAGCACCAUCACCCACGGCCUCUACAAGCGCACACCCCGCUACCCCGAGGAGCUGGAGCUGUUGGUCAGCCAGCAGUCACCCUGCGGACGGGCCACCAGCAGCUCCCGGGUCUGGUGGGACAGCAGCUUCCUGGGUGGUGUGGUACACCUGGAGGCUGGGGAGAAGGUGGUCGUCCGUGUGCUGGAUGAACGCCUGGUUCGACUGCGUGAUGGUACCCGGUCUUACUUCGGGGCUUUCAUGGUGUGAAGGAAGGAGCGUGGUGCAUUGGACAUGGGUCUGACACGUGGAGAACUCAGAGGGUGCCUCAGGGGAAAGAAAACUCACGAAGCAGAGGCUGGGCGUGGUGGCUCUCGCCUGUAAUCCCAGCACUUUGGGAGGCCAAGGCAGGCGGAUCACCUGAGGUCAGGAGUUCGAGACCAGCCUGGCUAACAUGGCAAAACCCCAUCUCUACUAAAAAUACAAAAAUUAGCCGGACGUGGUGGUGCCUGCCUGUAAUCCAGCUACUCAGGAGGCUGAGGCAGGAUAAUUUUGCUUAAACCCGGGAGGCGGAGGUUGCAGUGAGCCGAGAUCACACCACUGCACUCCAACCUGGGAAACGCAGUGAGACUGUGCCUCAAAAAAAAGAAAGGAAGAAAAAAGAAAACUCAGGAAACAGAUCUUGGGGGACACUCCAGGGAACCCAAAACUCAAAGGCGGAGAGCUCAGUGGGCACCACCAAGGCGAGAUGAAGCCCCAGCAGGCACCUUCAGAAGACCCACGUAGACUGCAGACCCUGCCACGGACAAUACUAAGGACAAAAACCCAGAGACUUGGGGUCUGUGGGCCCCCAAACAUGGGGUAAAGUUGAUUUGCCUGAUAUUCAGGAAGAAGGGGUGAGGGGUGGGUAUUUAUGCUUUUGAUUCAGAAGAAAGUGGGGCUUGGGAUUCCAGGGACUUGGCUGGGGGUGGGAAACUUCAUCCACUUCCCUACUCUCAUCAUGAGUACGGACAGGGUGGGCGGGAGACUGAUCAUCGGGACUCAUCAUGAAGAGCCCAGCCCCACCCCACAUACUCAGAUCCCACCCACAGACUGGUGGCCACACCUCAGCCUGGUCACAAAGAGUUACACUCAGAUACAUGAGCACGGCAGCGUGCUCAUAACUGUUUAACAACCAGCUGUCCUGGGAGGGGGACAGCUUUGUAAUGUUUGCCAAUUUCCAUGGUGUAAAUGCUACCACCAUGGCUGAUUUCAUCACUGCCAAGCAUAGACAUCCCUAAUAGGACACCACGGAUCUGUCCCCGGCAUCCGGCCCAGGGCCUGGCACAAAGCAUGCUCUAGGGAAAUGCUUGCUGAUUGAAAGGAAGGAAGAAUGACUCUACAGUCACACCUAUGGCAUCCCACAAAAUCUGUCACAUGGCUGCAUAAUCUCAGCCACUCUUUCACAACUAUAGACUCAUACACGCGAAGUGCCAGAUUCAUGCACAACCACACAAUCACAUGGAAGUCACAGACGGCAUCACAGACAGUCACAGCACUGUGUGUAUGUUAUAACACAAGCACACAAAACUCAGACAGCAUCCCAGCUACACAGCCACUCCCAGAGGUGUCACCGUCACACUUGGUAAUUAAUACUCAUUACAUUAGACACAGACAGACCAAGUUAUAGUCAGACCUGGUUACACACAUACACACACACAAUAUCACCAUGACAAAUACACAUUACACACACACAACAUCACAAUGACAAACACACAUUACACACACAACAUCACGAUGACAAACACACAUUACACACACAACAUCACGAUGACAAACACACAUUACACACACAUCACAAUGACAAACACAACAUUACACACACACAACAUCACAAUGACACACACAUCACACACACAUCACAAUGACAAACACACAACAUUACACACAUAUACACACAGCCUGAGGGCCCUCCCCAGCCCAGACUAACACAUCUCGGGGUGAGGACCAGACCUUGUUCAUAACCCUGGGCCUCUUAACCACUGAUCUUUGAAAUAAAUGGCAAAUAGUUGUACCUGGAUCUGUCUAGUUCUUAGGGGAACAAACUGAAGAAGGGUGGAGAGGAAUUGUCAGGCCUAAAGAGCCCCACAGGGAAAGGGAGGAGUCGGAUGGGGGGCAACCAUCAGCAACAAGUGGUGGCUCCUAGAGGCAGAGGGAUGGAGGUAAUGACCCAUGGAGGUCAUUCUACAGAUGAGGAACCUGGACCCAGUUGGCUCAAGUCCAUGCAGGAAAUGUGGGGGAAACCAGAGACCUCACGUCUGGAUCUGGCUUCCUCUCCAAUCCACAAUUCCUGAGGAAGUAGAGGCUACAUCCCGCAAGACGCCCUUAUUAGACACAUCCAGGACAGAAUGACAAUCCGCCAAGCCAGCUGGAAGCAUAAAACACAGGGAGCUGGUGGGUUGGGUGGGGGCAGAUAAUGAUAUGCAUACAAAUUAGAGGGUCUAUGCAAAUGAGCAUUGCUGCAGUGUGGCUGGAGGGAAUCCUUAGUUCCUAGGAUUCUAGGAUAUGGGUUUCGACCCCAGAGGUGAAUGUAUUGUUAUUAUUGUUUUGUUGUUGUUGUGAAUGACAAGUCAAAAUUUGUGGGUUAUUGUUGUUAUCGCCAAUAGUAUUCUUGUCAUUGUUGCACAGUACAGAGAUGAAGGAAACAGAUUUUGCAAUCAGAUGAUCCUGGGUUCUGAGUCCACUCUGCCACUCACCAGCUAUAUGACCUCCAGCAAUUUCCAUCACCUCUCAAUGCUUCAGUUUCCCCAUCGGCAAGAUGGUUGUGGGGGGAGAGGAACAACAGUACAGAUUCACCAUCCCAAAUUCAAAAUGCUCCAAAAUCUAGGCCGGGCGUGGUGGCUCAUACCUGUAAUCCCAGCACUUUGGGAGGUCAAAGUGGACGGAUAACCUGAGGUCAGGAGCUCCAGACCAGCCUGGCCAACAUGGCGAAACCCCAUCUCUACUAAAAAUACAAAAAAUUACCUGGGUGUGGUGGGGGGCACCUGUAACCCCAGCUACUCGGGAGGCUGAGGCAGGAACCCUGGAGGUUGAGGUUGCAGUGAGCUGAGAUCACACCACUGCACUCCAGCCUGGGUGACAGAGCAAGGCUCCCAUCUCAAAAAACAAAAAAACAUGCUCCAAAAUCUGAAACUCUUUGAGCCCCAGUGUGAUGCCACAAGUGGGAAAUUCCACAACUCAUCACAUGUGAUAGAUUGCAGUGGAAAUGCAGGCACACACCACGAAGUUUACUCAGCAUCCUCAAAGGAAAUCCCCGUCAGUAGCUAUAUAUCAUUUUCUCACAUGCCAGAUAGGUAUCUCUCAUCUUUUACUGUUAGGUACUUCUGUGUUGAAUAGGUGGAGGAAAAUGAUUGCUGGUUAGUAGUAUAUAAAUUCAGAGUCAGGAAGGAUGGUGAUGUCGGCUGGGUGCAGUGGCUCAUGCCUGUAAUUCCAAUGUGAUACCCUACCUUGUGUUUAACGUGAUUGACUCUCCCUUAGCUGAGAGGGCCAGGCAGACUCUAUUUUGGCUUCUUCGCUUGCAGUCUCUCACCCACCCCCCUUCCUCAAGGACUUAAGCUGACUCCCAGCACAUCCAAGAAUGCGAUUACUGAUAAGAUACUGUGACAAGCUAUAUCCACAAUUCCCAGGAAUUCGUCCGGUUGAUAGCACCCAAAGCCCCCGCGUCUAUCACCUUGUGAUAGAUUUAAAGCCCCUGCACCUGGAACUGUUUGUUUUUCUGUUACCAUUUAUCUUUUUCACUUUCUUGCCUGUUUUGCUUCUGUAAAAUUGCUUCAGCUCGGCUCCCUCUUCCCCUUCUAAACCAAGGUAUAAAAAGAAACCUAGCCCCUUCUUUGGGGUGGAGAGAAUUUUGAGCGCUAGCCGUCUCUCAGUCGCCGGCUAAUAAAGGACUCCUGAAUUAGUCUAA
Molecule: messenger RNA, 4778 nt
Organism: Homo sapiens (human)
Lineage: Eukaryota; Metazoa; Chordata; Mammalia; Primates; Hominidae
Gene: TNFSF14
Product: TNF superfamily member 14
Exons: 5
Coding region: 383-1105 (240 amino acids)
Biological process (GO): signaling; cell communication; immune response
Cellular component (GO): cytoplasm; plasma membrane; membrane
Molecular function (GO): signaling receptor binding; tumor necrosis factor receptor binding
Source: RefSeq, marked reviewed